Opisthorchis viverrini is the source of this 2461-nucleotide messenger RNA. RefSeq lists its product as hypothetical. NCBI's taxonomy places the organism in Eukaryota, Metazoa, Platyhelminthes, Trematoda, Opisthorchiida, Opisthorchiidae. The coding region runs from base 74 to 2221 and encodes 715 amino acids. The transcript has 8 exons. The record is from RefSeq and is a predicted model, not a curated record.
GGAAGCCGGAUCCGGCAACAAGGCCUGUAUUCACAUUCAGUCUUCUCCGCCGAAUGAUUUCGCCCCAAAAUUCAUGAUUCCUGCAACUCAGAGCUCUUACCCAUCAGAUUCGGAUUGCGCUACAUUUCGCUCCAUUUCACGAUUAAGCCACAGUGACGAUAAAAGUCACAUUUCAUCCAAACUUGAACACUGUUCUGCAGCUUUCAUUCGACAGAGAGAACCGAGCAAUAAUGGCAUCCGAGCGCAUUCCAGAAGACACUUUUCAUUCAUUUAUCCACUCUCUCAUUUACUGAUAUUCGUGACUUUAUUGUCCUCAUACAUUUUCGUUGGCAAUGGGUCGCCCGCAGCAAAAUACCUGGCCACUGUAGACAAACUGUUGCCACAAACGCAGCCAAAUCUAACUGUAAACGAUUUCAUCCCCCAGUACAUGUCUGAAGAGUACAAGAAUGGACUAAGUUAUUCCUACGAACCGCAUCAGUUGGACUUUAACAAGCGGAUUUAUCGAUCAGAUGGCAGAAGAAAGCGACGACAUAAUAGGAUAUAUCAGGAUUCAUAUAGACAGAGCAGUCCAACACCGGGACAUUGGUCAGUCAGUGCAAAGUGGUUUCGACGUCUACUGGACAACUCAAUGUUGAGACAAAGAGACUUAUUUUCAAGUAAAAAAGGGUCAAUCAAACCACCCGGAAUACUAUUGAGCGAGAAAAAACGGGAGGAAAUAUUGCGUUUUUCAGAACAAACAGUUCAUCACUUCAGAUUGAGGAUAGAUCCCCGUCAUGUGAGUGAUAGUUCCAUGGUCAAGAUGAAACGUCAACUUUCUCUAACCACUGAAAGUUUCGUCGCUUUCUUCGUUUACCAGUGGGAAAUUUACCGAUUGCGACUUUUGGCCGAGUUGAGGCAAAAACACGUCAACUUAAUACAGGAGAGAAAAUACCGUCAAAAACAAAUGAGUGAAAAAAUCCGUGAAGAGGCUGAGGCAAACGCUAGGAGGAUUAGCAAAGCAAAGACAUUUGAUGAGUUCAAACAGGUCAUCUUUGGUUCUAACUCAGCUGACGUCAAAACAACUGCCAAAGGAAAAUUUCAGAUGCCUAUCAAAGCAGUUAUUGGCCCUCGAAUUGAGCAUCCCGUUCCAGAACAACCCGAAAUCAUCUCUGCAACAUCUAGUAAACUGCAGUUUCCGAAGGCCAGCGGAGGUGGAGUGAUGGUAAAAAUUUCUCGCUCUACGAGAGACAUCAAGCCUGAGGAUUACGAAACUGAAACUGCCACCGUAGAAAAUACGGGCUUUGAAUACGAAGAACAGGAUCCUGUGGACGAAAUACCCCAAGAACAACCCGAAAUCAUCUCUGCAACAUCUAGUAAACUGCAGUUUCCGAAGGCCAGCGGAGGUGGAGUGAUGGUAAAAAUUUCUCGCUCUACGAGAGACAUCAAGCCUGAGGAUUACGAAACUGAAACUGCCACCGUAGAAAAUACGGGCUUUGAAUACGAAGAACAGGAUCCUGUGGACGAAAUACCCCAAGCCUCUGAAGAAGAACUGAAAGCUGCAUUUGAAAGCCGCACAAAUUUCAACCAAACGGGUUGCAUACCUGAACGUCGAACGUUGUGCACCUCAAGUCUACUAGGUCUGAGACCAGAGCAGUCACCAAACAUUGUUCCCCCUGGUUUCCACGUUCAGCGGUGUGGAGAUUCGGUAGAGCAUACUACCUGUCCAACGCUUCUGAGCCACGAUGAAGAAUAUCCCACAAAUCUAUUCUCCCAGUAUCAAGACAAAAUAGAUGUGUGUGAGAAUUUAUGGGAUCGAAGGCAUCCGUCGUGUUAUUGCUUAAGCCCAGAUCAAGAGUGCCUGCCAACAAAAGUGACGACAAAAAUGCAGCCUGUUGGAUACCCCACACGUCAGGGCUACUGGUCCACAGACCUCAUUGUUGUGACGGAACAUCUAGCUUGUUCAUGUCAGCCCCGAUGUCAUAAUCGCAUAUGUGUUGCGCCACUCAAAUUGCGGAUGAGCACGACAUCCCACUGCUCAUGUGUGUGCGAACCAAACGAUACGCGCUGUCAAAAGUUGUUAGAAGGCGAGGAACAGUUUCAACCUGAUGAGCUUCCAGUUCCAUUGUCGGGUUCCUUCAUUCUCCCCCCUUGUCGAUUUGGCUCAAUGGAUGAGUAUCAUUUGUUCUACCGAAGAUGUCCUCGAAGAUUAUCCACUCUACUUGAAGGGGAACGCCUAGGUUAAUCUGUAGUCUACACUAUGCACCAAAGAACACUGAGGAAAAUCGACGCUCCGUUGAUGAAAACACUUUCAUACUCUUAUUAUUCAAACUGUGUUGCGAUUUCCACCUGAUAUUUUUGUACAUUUUUUCAAUUUUGUUUUUCUUUUUUUCCAAUCGCAUUUAUUGCUUUCGAUUGGAGACAGUUGACUUGUUCCCAGAGGAUGAUGUCUUUAUCUUUUUGAUGGGAGGCCGUUACCCCUUCU